Hyaloscypha bicolor E is the source of this 1726-nucleotide messenger RNA. RefSeq lists its product as uncharacterized. The coding region runs from base 202 to 1566 and encodes 454 amino acids. The record is from RefSeq and is a predicted model, not a curated record. NCBI's taxonomy places the organism in Eukaryota, Fungi, Ascomycota, Leotiomycetes, Helotiales, Hyaloscyphaceae. The transcript is spliced from 5 exons.
UCUUGGGACACGCCAGCAUUAUCCAUCCGACUUUCAUCUCAACAGACGACUCCGUCUUCAAGUUGAACGCACAUCAGAAGCUGGUGACGGUGUUGAAUUUCUUUUGUGGGCCCGUACCCCUGAAUCCUGGCGUUCGCUUGGAGCCAGCGAGAUCCAGGGGCGGCCGCAGGCGCGAAGGCAGGGGAGCGGCGCAGCCCCAGAAUGCCGCCGGGCACUUCUUCACUUUCAAUUCCAAAUCUAUGUUCUCUCUUUCGAAUCUGGGGUUUGGAGACGGAGAAGAGCUUGAAAAACGAAUUCAAUGCUGGCAAGUGCUAUAGAUGGAGCUCUCUCAAUGUCUGCACCUCUUUUCCAACAAUGGCUGGUAAGGAUCGACUGGCAGGAAGAUCGUCUGAUCUCAACUUUCAACGACCUCAACUCCAUCCCUAUCCGUAUCCGUAUUUAUCACAAGGACAAGGGAUGAGGUUGUUUGGAAGGAAAGAAUUGGUUCUGCAGUUGUGUGUUGCUGCGUUUGGGGUUCGCGGAGCAGCAGCUGCUCUCGCGUUUACAGGAUCAUUGGAUGGGCUUACGGCUGGAGCACCGUUUGAUGUCAAGUGGUCUGGGGCCAUUGGGACAUCGACUUUAACUUUGUUAAGUGGGAGCACAGUAGUCAACAAGAUUGCUUUUGGGAUCUCAGAUCAGCAUCUACUGUGGAGUCCAUAUGCGUUUACCCCAGCUGGCUCGUACAUUCUCCAGCUCGGCGAUACAUCUGGCCAGACAGCAACCUCCAAGUUCACCAUGCUCGCAGCGGGAACGAAUCCCUCGUCCACAGCUCUCCAUUUCACGAAUGCCGAGUUCGAUAUAACAGCCGGGGCGCCCUUCAACGUGACAUGGACUGGAGCACAGGGAACAACCAGUUUAUCCCUCCAGCAAGGAGACUCCAACAGCAUCAAAACAGCAGAUGUGAUUCUCAGCUCUAUAACAGACGACUUCGUAGUCUGGACACCCUACGCUACGACGGAACCUGGAUCGUACAUCCUCCGGCUCGAUGACUCCUCCAACGACUUCGCUUACGGUCUAGUCUUCAACAUGCAAGCAGCAGGCUCAGGUUCCUCAUCAACAUCCAGCAGCAGCACAUCUACGCCGACUCCGACGCCCACGAAUUCAGCAGGCGCAGGCACGAGCACGAGCACAAACCCCGCCACAAACCCCACCAACGCGUCCUCCCAAAACAACGCUCAAACCAACCAAACCACCUCCCCGACCCCCAGUAAAUCCUCCCUCUCACCGGGCGCAAAAGCAGGAAUAGGCAUCGCCUGCUCGCUGGCCUUUAUCUUCCUUCUCACGACCCUAUUCUUGUUGUACAGACAAUGGAGGCAGAAGAGGGAUGUCGUAGAACUGCCUGAGACGAACUCAGCUGGUAGUUUGGGGUUAGGGUACAGAGGGGUCAGGGGGUAUUUCACGCCUGGGGAAAACGGGAAUGGUGGGAUGGUGGAGAAGGGGGGCGGAGAGAGAGAGAACAUCGCGGAGAUGAGGGGCGAGGGGAGGGUGGAGGAGUUGGAUGGGUAUGGGGGGAGAGGGGUGGUGUGAGGGGUUGUAACAGGGUUGGGAAGAUCAAGAGAAAGGGUUUGAAAUGCAAUUGUGGGCGUCGUAGGACUUAUUGUUGUUUGUGUGACAAAAGAGAAUGGUCUGUGAGAAUCAAGCCCGAGACGAAGGAGUGAAAGGCUUUCUGGAUGCUUGCCUUGCCUGU